CUCCAAUACACCUAAACCCUGCAAGGUAUGUUCCAGCCCUGUAUGUGAACGCUCUCCUCCCCUGAGAGAGUUACAUUGCCAAUGUACAGCAAAUCUUCCUCUGUACUGUGGGAGGGGAGAUGGCGGGGGCACACACACUGAGCGCUGUUCUCGCAGUAUUGUGCAUAUCGGCCCCCAGAGCAUACUGGGUGAUGUGAUGAAAUGUGAUAGCAGGCAGGCAGCAGCGCGCAUUCUGCUCUAAAGUUCACGUCACUUGGAGAAUUACUGAGGACUUACCAGGGGCUGCAGCCUGAUAUCAACAAGGUAAGGAAGCAGAGGCUUCCGGGGAGCCGAAUACAGAGAUAGCUGUAAAGGUAACGUUCUACAUUACUCACUGACCGCAGAGACUCUGAGCUCACACUCAUGGCUACAGUCUUUCUUUAGUCUGCGGAGUGUGAGUGUGUCUGUGCUGUAAUAUUGUAUUCUCUGCUCGGAGAGAAACCUGUGAGAGAGGCACUCAGCAUUCCAUAUACCCAUUCAAUGCAACAGACUCCAUUCUAGAAUGCUGUGUGCAAGGUGGGAACAGGCAGUGCGAAGCUGUGUGCUAAAGGUCAUGGAACAACUAGUUACUGGAAAAAAUAAUCUUUUUUUUUUACUGAUAUAUUUAAUACAUAUAUAUUUUGUUUACAGUGUAAGUGAUAUUUUUUUCAUUCUGCAAGCAAUAGCAAGGAAAAGAGUAAUACUAGUAAAAUACUAAUAGAAAUAAAUGUAAGUAAUAUAGAUUAACAAGAAAUAUGUUAGUACUUCAAUGGAUGGAUUUUCGUUUUGCACAAAAUAAGUAUUACAUCUGUUUUAGAUUUAAAAAACCCCCAAAGGUUUCUUCUUUGAUUAACUUAUUAUAGGGAUGGGGAAGGACUUUCCAAUUUGGGUUUCCUGUAAUUUUUGAGUCUUUACAGUGUUUUUUUUCUGUGAAUAUUCAGCUACAAAGUUACCUUUAGCAAUUUAUUUAUUUUUUUACCCCAAAAAGUUUCUCCCCGUGCAAGCAUGAAGUAUCCACGUCAUAUUCACUAAAGGUGAAUUCUGAUUCAACUGGGCUUUUCACUAGUAAAUCACUAGUGGGCGAAUUCAAUCUGCUGUAUGUAUUCUAAGCUGGCAAGAAACACAUGUAAUUUAAUGGUUUUGUGCAAUUGCUAAAUUAUGCAGUAUUGUUGGACUGUUAUAGCUGUUGCUAACUGAAAUGAAAUGGAAAAAGAUUAACUUAAUACAAUGAUAGUUAUAAUACUUAUUUAUUCCACUAUUUUAGAUGUUAUUGGGAGAUUUACAGGGUUACUCACUAAAGUCCACAUUUUUUUAAAAAUUUAAAGUAAAUUUUAAAUGUAAGCAAAAAGUAAUCAUUGCAGAUUGUGAAUUCACUUUGUAUUCCCAGAAUUUCUCAUUGUAGUGAAUAUCCCUUCUAGUGUUAAACAUGGGAUCCAUAACUUAAAAAUAAUUUGUAUACUUGGAAACAAUCUUUAAUUUAGCUGAAUUAGAGAUUUGUUUUUCCAGUCUUUGCUAAUUUAUAAAAAAGCAUAUUGAACUUGUUUAUUUAUUGAUCCCAGAGACAACACAUAAAUAAAAGAUGUCAGAUACAUAUGUAUAACAAAAAUACAUUCAUUCUGUUGCUAUAGCUACCACUACAAAAUGUAUUUUAUGUAUUGUCAUAAACAAUGAAUAUGGCUUUUUAUAAUCUAAUAUUUUGUAAACUGAAGCACAUCCAUUUUUAUUAUCACAUUUCAUUACAUACUAAUAUAAUAAAUCAGUAGCAUCUCUCUCUAUAUAGGUAGAAGAUGUUUGAUUGGAUAACACACACAUCAAAAUAUAUGAUUACAUUUAUAUCCUAGAUAUGUGUUUCAUUAGUUUAGCUUUAAAAUAGGAAGUUGCUAGAAGAGUGUUCAUGUACAUCUAUGGUGAACAGAGCACAAUAUAUUCAGUGCAAGUUGUAUAUGCUCAAACCGUGCACAGGCUUUUAAACUUAAGAUCUAUACAAUUACUGUGGAUUUAUGUAGCAUAAUGUGUAGUUCUAUUUUAAUCUAUGCAAAUAUGUGAAUGGCAGGUCUGCUUUGAACUUACACAUUCUUAAGAAUGCAAAGAAACAAUAUAUUACUUAUAUGAACUUGUGAUUUUUGUAAAUAUUGUUAAAAUGUUAGACAUCUAAAGCAGGUAUUUGCAUUGUAAUUUCAAAGCACAGGUAUAUCUCCAUUACGGGAAACGUUUGUUAUUUAUGUGCAUAGUCAUUAUGUGUGUGAGGUUAGCUGUGUAUUGUAUGUAGAAGCUUUUGUAGUAUUCUAGGGGAGAGGGCUUCUGUUGUGUGGGGCUCCUUGUGGAGAGGCUACAUGUGUUUAGGAAGGAUGAAUGUGCAUGUGCAGAUUGUGUGUUGGGUGGCUGUAUAUGAUGUAUCUUGAGGCUGUGUGUGUUUAUGGGGAAUCGGUGCAUGUGUUGAAUAUGUUUAGGAAGCUGUGUGUUGUGUAUGUGUGCCGAGGCUGUGUGUGUUGGGUGAAUUUGUGUGUUUGGGGGGUGACUGUGUAUGGUGUAUCGAGCCUCCUCACUCAUUAAAAUUAGUUGUUAUUUUGGGGGGGGGUUUGUGCAUGAUUUCCAUUUAUCAUGGGAAUGGAUGCGGAGAUUUAUUUCCAAAUAGAUGGGAUUCUGGUAGGGAGGUGGUCAGGAUCCCUAGAGAUCUGAUGGAUUGAGCUUGUUGUCUGCACAUCCCACAGUUGCAGAUCACUUUAAAUGCUCAAGGCACAAUACAUCUUUAAUGCAUUUGAUAGAAUGUGUGCUCAUUAAUGUGUUGUAUAGUUGCAUGCUGAAAUCAUUAUAGGUUUUGCACAAUAAAUGUAAAUGUUUUGCAGAAUGCUACAUCAUAAGCUCGCCUCCUUAGUCACACCCCUUCACACCAGAAAAAGACUUCCUUAUCAAAAGGUGUGUACACAGUCUUGGCUCCAACAGCACAGAGUGAGUGGCUUUUAAAUCACAACCUGGCUGCAGAAAGAUAAACUACAUACCAUGAUAUCUUUACUAUAUGCCUCCCUGGGUGUACUCUCCUUCUAAUGCAGGUUGUUUUGUUCAGAUAAUUCAGUGCUGUCAAUGGCUGAGCAGUGCAUGCCUUCUGAUAAGGAAUUAUUUUUCUGAAGUGAGGGGGUGUGGCUAAGAAGGUUGGCUUAUGGUGCAGCAUUCUGCAAAACAUUUAUUUUUUCGUUCUGCAAAAAAAUAUAAAAAUUUGAGCAUGAAAAAAUUAGAGCAUAUUAAUGAGGCCAAAACCUAUCAAAUACAGUAAAGUAGUAUUGGUGCCCAUAUUGUCCCUUUAAUUAUGGCUGCCUUCAUAGAGCUAAGAGAGGCAAUGAAAAGAAAGAUUUGUGAUUGUGUAUAUAUCAUGAAAUAAAAUGUAAUUUUUUAAAAAUAAUUGUAAAGAACUUAUGACAAAAAUAUUAGGUAAACAUAUUUUUAUUAUUAAUAAUCACUUUAAUAGUACUUAAUACUUAUAUUUGUAUAUAAUGAUGUAACCUUGUGUUUUAAAGUAUUAUGAACUAGAUUAGUAUUUUUUGUUACAUCAGUAAAACUUCAACUGUAAAGCUUCUCAAGCUAAAAUCUGCUAUCUGGAAAAAUCUUGUUAUAAUAAAUGUAUUGUACAGCAUCAUGCUAUGCCAUGUGUUUAAAAUAAGGCUUUCUUAAUCAUUGUUUGUAGAGGCCCUGUUUUCACACAAUAGUUCCUUGCAGGAGUAUAUGUAAGAAGGCACAGUCAACAGGCUGAAAUUAUAAUAUUAUAGUACAGAAUAUUAGAAGUUAGCGAAUGCCUGGGCUAAUCCGUUGUGGGAGAGUAAUCGGAGCAUAGCUCAUAAUUACCAGGAAUUCCUUGCCGAAUUCAAGCUCACGUUUGAGCCAUUGGGUAGAGAGGAUGACGCCUCCACUGCCCUAAUGCACAUCAGACAAGGUAACCGGUCUAUCUCGGAUUAUGCUAUUGAAUUCCGUACCUUAGCUUCCGAGGUAGACUGGACUAACAAUGGGUUAAUCUUGGCAUUCAAAAAGGGUCUCUCAGAGACUAUACUAGAUGAGAUAGCCGCUAAAGAAUUACCUAAGAGUCUUAACGAAUUUAUUAAGUUUGUCAUGCAUAUUGAUAAUAGGUUAAGACUUAGAGAAGUCACCAGAAGCAAGACCAGACGUACGGCUAUGUCCCUAGCACCUCAAUUCUCUAAACCUGUUUUGUCUAACCUCUCUGUACAGUCCGAACCCGAACCUAUGCAGUUGGGGGUCACUAGACUGUCAGAGGCCGAAAAACAGUAUAGGAGAAGGGAGGGGUUAUGCCUAUAUUGCGGUAGAAAGGGACAUAUGAUAACUAAUUGUCCAGUGCGUCCGGAAAACUUCCGCACCUAAGAACCUUAAGGGGACAGAUCUUAGGUGUGAUGGAGUUGUCCUCUAACAAAAACAAAAGUAGAUUCCUCCUUGAGGUAUCUAUUUCCCUUGAUAACAAGAAGUUUUCUUGCAGUGCCCUAAUGGACUCAGGUGCUGCUGGAAAUUUUAUUGAUGUCCAGUUUAUUAGGGGUAAUGAGAUACCGGUCAGGGAGAGACCUACGCCGCUAGCUGUAGAGGCUAUUGAUGGUAGACCACUCACACAACCGCUUAUAACCCACGAAACUGUCCCUAUUACGAUCUCCAUUGGGGCCUCCCAUAGGGAGGAGAUGACGUUUCAGGUUAUUACUUCUCCAUCAUGUCCUAUCAUAUUAGGGUUUCCGUGGCUGAAUAAGCACAAUCCCUAUAUUGACUGGGCUAAUGGGGAGAUAUUAGAAUGGGGUAAAGAGUGUAUGGGGAGAUGUAUAAAACCAGUACUAAAGAGAUUGGAUACUAUUGACCUUCCCACUACCACUCCCCAAACUCCUGGAGUUCCCAUACAAUACCGAGAACUUCAGGAGGUGUUUAACAAGGCUCAAUCCGAUGUAUUGCCUCCCCACAGAGCAUAUGACUGUGCCAUUAACCUGUUUCCAGGCGCUAUGCCACCUAAGGGGGCAGUUUAUGCCUUAUCUCCCCAGGAGAGUAAAAUAAUGGAGGAAUACAUCAAAGAAUCCUUGAGCAAAGGGCACAUAAGAAAGUCAUCCUCACCAGCUGGUGCAGGAUUCUUUUUUGUUGAGAAAAAGGGUGGUGAGUUACGCCCUUGCAUAGACUACAGGGCACUUAAUAAAAUCACUGUAAAAAAUGCAUACCCUAUUCCACUCAUUUCCGAAUUGUUCGAUAGACUUCAGGGAGCUAAAGUAUUUACUAAGCUUGACCUUAGGAGCGCUUACAAUUUGGUUAGAAUUAAAGAGAAUCAUGAGUGGAAGACGGCAUUUAAUACCCGUAGUGGACACUAUGAAUAUCUGGUAAUGCCAUUUGGGUUAUGCAACGCCCCGGCCGUAUUCCAAGACUUUAUAAAUGAUGUACUCAGGGAAUUCAUUUACUCAUUUGUCUUGGUUUAUUUGGACGAUAUUUUGGUGUAUUCCCCUGAUCUUCAAACUCACCACUCCCAUGUGAAACAGGUUCUGCAGACGUUGUUGAAAAAUAAACUUUAUUGUAAAUUAGAAAAGUGCAUAUUUGACCAGCCUGAAGUCCACUUUUUGGGUUACAACAUCUCUGCAUCGGGAUUUCAAAUGGAUCCUAAAAAACUAGAGGCUGUACUACACUGGCCAUUACCCUCUGGUUUAAAAGCCAUUCAAAGGUUUAUUGGUUUUGCCAACUAUUACAGAAGAUUCAUCAAGGGAUUUUCUUCUGUAAUAGCCCCAAUCACAAAUAUGACUCGCAAAGGGGUUAGUAGCACGGUAUGGUCCAAAGAGGCUGUGAAUGCUUUUGAGACUCUUAAACAAAGAUUUGCCUCUGCGGACAUACUAAAACAUCCUGACACCAGUAAACCUUUUAUAUUGGAGGUUGAUGCAUCCGAGACAGGGGUAGGGGCUGUUCUCUCUCAGAGAGAAAGCCAGGGAACACCAUUGCAUCCUUGUGGCUACUUCUCCAGAAAGAUGUCUCCUGCUGAGCGCAACUAUGAUAUUGGCAAUAGAGAACUGUUGGCCAUUAUUCUUGCCCUCAAGGAGUGGCGACAUCUUUUGGAGGGUUCCAAGGACCCCCUGUUGAUCAUAACCGACCACAAAAAUCUGGCAUAUAUAGGGGAUGCCAAACGUUUGUCUUCCAGACAGGCUAGAUGGUCACUGUUCCUUUCACGUUUUAACUUUCUCAUUACUUAUAGACCUGGUUCUAAAAAUACCAAGGCUGAUGCCUUGUCCAGGCAAUUUGAUAAUGAGUCAGCUCCGGAACAGGUGACAUCUCCUAUUAUUCCACCAGAGUGUAUUAUUGCUACUACUGUCCUCUCACUGUCUUCUCCACUGCUUGGCACCAUACUGGAGGCCCAGCCUCAGGCGCCCAGUGGUAAACCGUGUGAUAAACUGUUCGUUCCCCUAUGUGAAAGGGUUAAUAUCAUGAAAGUGUUCCAUGACAAUAUAACUGCUGGACACCCGGGCAUCAAUAAGUCCACUGCCGCGAUCACUAGAUCAUUUUGGUGGGAUUCACUCAGGAAAGAUGUAAAGGAGUAUGUGCAGGCAUGUUCUGUGUGUGCAGUUUCUAAGGUGACUCAUGCACUUCCUUGUGGCCUGUUGCAGCCUCUUCCUGUUCCUGAGAUUCCAUGGUCCCACCUAUCCAUGGACUUUAUUGUUGAGCUUCCUAGCUCUGCUGGGUUCACUACUAUUCUCAUGGUUGCAGACCGAUUUUCUAAGAUGGCUCACUUCAUUCCUCUCAAGAAGUUGCCAUCUUCGAAAGAUUUGGUCCUAAUUUUCAUACGUGAAAUUGUCCGUUUGCAUGGCAUCCCCCACAAUAUUGUGUCUGAUAGGGGCUCUCAGUUUGUGUCCAGGUUCUGGAGGGUGUUCAGUAAACAAUUGAGGAUUGAUCUCUCCUUCUCCUCCUCCUACCAUCCACAGACCAAUGGUACAGCUGAGAGGGCUAACCAGUCAUUAGAAGUUUAUUUGCGUUGUUUUAUUAAUAGCACACAGGACAAUUGGUCCUAACUACUCCCGUGGGCCGAUUAACUAUGGAGGCCUUGGGAUACCAGUCAGUAAAAAUUAGAGAUGUCAGUAAUUUUUGGAAGGAAAAAAUGGAGAGUAUGGUCAUAUAAAGAUUGAAUAUAUUAACAAUAGUUGUGGAAUAUGUGGCGCUGAGUAAUUAAUGUGAAUAGUGUAUUAUAGCUGCUGUAUACACUCUAUGGGUACUCCUAAAAGCCCACCAUACAAAGAUAAACACCAAAAGACAGAAAAGAUUUCAGACCUAAUGGGUGUUACCACCCCUUAGGUCUUCUAUCUUUAAGAGUGCAGCGCUGUAUAGUAUGUGAAAACACAGUGAAUUACCUGUGAAUCAAAGACAAUUAUCCUUUAUAUUCUUCAAUGUAAUAUACAUACAAAAGAAAACAGAAAUAUAUACAGAUAAUUGUGCAGUAUAUCUAAUACUUUAGUGAAGUGUUUAGUGAGUAACAGAUAUAUUUCAGAUAUACACACAAUCCAACUAAUAACUCUAAAUAUAUACACACGGACUUGAAAGCAAAAUCCACUUUUUUUCCGAAUAAUUUCAUAUCUAAAAAAUGACCACCUUUGAAAAAUUAGUGAUGCAGGAUAUAAAUAAAAUAAAACCUAGAAAUAAGAAACAUAUGAACUUAAGUAAAGAAGAAUGGCUAGCCUUGAAAGCACUACAGAAAGAUAAAAAUAAGGUUAUAAAACCAGCGGAUAAAGGUGGAGGGAUUGUUAUUAUGAAAACGGAAGAUUACCUCAGAGAGGGACUCAGAUUAGUAGAAGACACAGUAACAUAUCAAAAACUAAAUGGAGACCCAACAAUCAGUAUCAAAAAUAAAUUCGACAACCUACUGAGUAAAGGAAAAGAAAUAGAAAUAUUAAAUGAAAAGGAAUAUAAGUACAUCAACAUUGUUAAACCAAAAAUCCCAGUCUUCUACCACCUUCCCAAAAUCCAUAAACAUUUAACCAACCCUCCAGGUAGACCGAUAGUCUCAGGGAUAGAUUCUGUAUCCAGUAGGCUAUCGGAACACCUAGACAAAUGUCUACAACCUCUGGUUCAAAAAACUCCAAAUUAUCUUAAGGACACACUAAACAUCAUACAAACACUACAGCAUAUACAAUGGGAACCCAACUAUAUUCUAGUAACGGCAGACGUUAGUUCCCUUUAUACCAUCAUUUCACAUAUGAAAGGGCUAGAAGCAGUAGAAUUUUUUCUCAAAAAGGAUAACAUUUAUCCAGAAGAACAAAUAAGUUUUAUUAUGGAAGGAAUAGAUCUUAUCCUUUACAAUAAUUAUUUCUGGUUCAACAAUGAAUUCUUUUUACAGAAAGUCGGUACCGCUAUGGGGACAAGGUUCGCUCCGAGCUACGCAAAUCUAUUUAUGGCUUACUGGGAAUCACAAUUUAUAGACAAUAAUUUGGAAUGGGGAGCGAGCCUUGUCUCCUAUAAGCGGUACAUAGACGAUAUUUUUUAAUCUGGAAUGGUUCAGUGGAUCUUUUAAAAACAUUUUUAACCUUUCUAAACACAAAUGACUGGGGAGUGACAUUAACCACAGAAUACAACAAAGAAAGUGUUAAUUUUUUAGAUUUAACUAUUUUUAUAGAAGACAACAGUAUUAAAACCAAAACUUUCUUUAAACGGUAGAUGUAAACAAUUAUAUCUACCUAAACAGUUGCCAUUUUUCUCCCUGGUUAAAAAAUAUACCUAAAGCACAACUUAUGAGAGUUCGUAGAAACUGCACUGAUCAAAGCACUUUUAAGAUACAGGCCAUUAAAAUUAAACAAGAUUUUAUGGAAAAAGGAUAUGAAGAAAUCUCUCUCACAAAUACUAUAGAAGAAGUUAAAACCAUGGAAAGAACCUCAUUGCUAAAAUAUAAACCAAAAAGCAUAAAUACAAAUACAAAUUUGCCAUUUAUUUGUAAUUUUAAUCAAGAAAGUCACAAAAUCAAACAAAUAAUAAAUAAACACUGGCCUAUGUUAAGGAACGAUCCUAUGCUAUACUCUAUAUUACCAGAGAGACCGAAAUUAGUGUAUAGAGGAGCUCCUAACUUAAAACAAAAAUUGACACAUAAUCACAUCAAAGAAAAUACACCUAUCCCCUUUUUUCAGAAAGAAGGUUUUUUUGGCUGUGGACAGUGUCUAGCUUGUAGAAGCACAAAAAGCACAAAAAGGCACAUUACAGAAUUCUACGACCCUAAAGGGGAGAAAAAAUACAAGAUACGCCAAAUGAUCACAUGUUUUUCUAAGAGGGUUAUAUACGUUUUAAAGUGUUCUUGUAAUUUAUUCUAUGUUGGUAGAACGAAACGUCCCCUAAACACGAAUAAAUGAACAUAUCAGAAACAUUAAAAAAGGGUACGAUAAACAUAGUGUUUCAGAACACUUUAGCUUAAUACAUAAUAAAGACCCACAAUUUCUAGAAUUUAUGGCUAUUCAGAAAAUCUCACUUAACUGGCGAGGGGAAGAUGAAAUUAGAAAAUUAGGAAAAAUUGAAACAAAAUGGAUUUUUAAUCUUAAUACUUUAGCCCCCACAGGUCUAAAUGCAGACUUUGAAUUAUGCCAUUUUCUAUGAACCAGACUAUUUAUAUAUAUAGAAUACACUUAUCAACAUCAUCGUCUCUCAUUGGGUCUAUUUUUUCUUCACUUUUCCAUAUAAGAGUCCCCACUGCUUCAAAUAAUGAAUAAUUAAAUGUAUUUAUUUUUAUACUAAUUUUAUACAUUUAAAAUAAUUAGAACAAAAAGCAGUUGGAAUUUUAGAAACAAACAAAAGGUGGAAUAUGUCUGCACAAAUAUGAUUUCAUAAGAAUGCACACUUUGAAACAAAAGCCACUUUUUUCCACUAUGUUUAAGUUUUGCAUGUUUUUUAUAUAAGAGAUACCAUUGCUUAUAAUAGAGAUUAGAUUGUAUGAGUAACAAAAGAGUUUUAAUAUAAUUGAAGUUAUGGCUCUUUAAAAAUUAUAACACAUAUGGAGAAAUAGAAGUGUAUAAGCAGGAUGCUAUAAAGAUAUAUUUUCUAAAGACAAGGAAUAUACAAUAACAUUUUACUACAAUGUUUUUCUUUUAUUUUAUUUUCAUUGUAAACUGUAUAUGAGCCGAAGAGGGCUCUAAUAUGAACUGAAUAAAACUCCCAGUGCGGACUAUAUUUCCCACAAAGAACCGGACGAAAACCGGAAGUGACGCGCUAAGCGCAAAGCACUCUGGAUCGUGUAGUGCCGAAAACCCGGAAGUGACGCGACGGCAUUUUAGCCGCGUCACAGGACACAAAAAGACUCAUUUGAUUGGAAGAAGACAUUUUAGGCGGGAUUUUGGACGCUUAAAUUACAGAAUACCAAGAGGACACUCACAAGCUGACUGAGGAAGCCGUUUUUACCGGCGAAACGCGUUUUGGCUUUUAAAGUGGACUCAUCAUUUUUCCUAAAACCACUAAUACUUGCAAUACUUUGUUCUUAUUCAAUAUUUUUUAUUUUCUAGAAAUAUUUUUAUACUGUUUUUAUAUACUUUGUAAUAAAUUCCCUUAUUUUAUACAAUCCACUGUAUCCAGCACCAGUGAUUCCAGGGAAGGGGCUGUGUCACCCCACAAAUUGACACUCGGCCUAUAUACUUAGAGCCAGUUACCAAAAGGCUCUAAAUAAGGUGAGCACUUUAAUUUAUUAUUCAUAUGAAAAUAUUACAAAGGAUGCUACACUUAGUUGGAUAAUUCUGUGUCUUUUAUAUACGCUGGGGAGAGGAAAAUACACACUUAACCUGGAGAGAGGGGUCGUGUGAUCUACCCUUAAAGACACAGACGCACGGAAGUUUAGAGCCUAAUUCACUUGAAAAGGCUCUAAAAAAUGUGAGUGGAGAUAUAUCUGUUACUCACUAAACACUUCACUAAAGUAUUAGAUAUACUGCACAAUUAUCUGUAUAUAUUUCUGUUUUCUUUUGUAUGUAUAUUACAUUGAAGAAUAUAAAGGAUAAUUGUCUUUGAUUCACAGGUAAUUCACUGUGUUUUCACAUACUAUACAGCGCUGCACUCUUAAAGAUAGAAGACCUAAGGGGUGGUAACACCCAUUAGGUCUGAAAUCUUUUCUGUCUUUUGAUGGUCAUAUAAAGCCCUGGACAAAAUAAAUAGAAUAUUAUUAUUUUAUUUUAUUUUAAGGUAACGGAAUAGAGGUUCCACUGAUACUCCCCAAGGAGAGUUUGCAAUGCAUAAUAGUGUUUGUUUUUGUAUGUUUGUUAUGUCUAUCACAUUAAUGAAGGCACAUAAAGUUAACUAAUUAAGAUAAGAUGAUAUAAUAAUAAUAAGAGAAUUAGGAUGACUUAUACGGAUAAAUAUAAUGCACUUUAAUCUUAGAGGAAAUGCUGGAUUAAAAUUCUGGCAUGAUUGGUGACCCUGUUAGUAUGGUAUUUGGAUUAGUUUUAUGUAAUAAUAUUUUUGAGUACAAGAUAAGGGGAAUAAGCACUAAUACAGGAAUAUGUGUAAGUUAUAUGUUUCAUCCAACCGGAGGUAAAUGUCUACAUUCUUUUUUUUAUAUUCAUUAUUGUUGAUGGCAAUGUCUUGUAUGUCUUUAUAAGAAAAACGAAAUAAAUAAAUUUAUAAAAAAAAAAAAGACUUGCCACCCACCGAGGGUUUUUUAUUUUUAGAUCAGGCGUUUAAUCCGCACAUGAAGCCCUAAAUUCUCCUGAGGCUACCCUUGCCCAUGGGCUUCCAUGUUCCUCCAACAGUUUGAUUGCGCCUGAUAAAAACAGUCUCUUGAAAAAGCAAGGUAAGAAAACCAAAAAAGGAAUGACAGAGAGAAAGAGAGGAAAAAGGUGUAGAAUAAGAAAAAAGUUGAGGGGAGGGAGGGGAGGGAGAAGGGGGGGGGAGGAAACCCGGAACUGCCCCCCUCCCCCCCAUUUUAUGCGAUGGCUAUCUCCCUCGAGGGGCGGUCUUCCUAUGCUGGCAUGGUUUCACUCCCUUGUCCGGUCGCCCUCAGUUUCCCCUCGAACCCACUAAGCUAUUGUCCCAUGGCUCCCAUAGUCUCCGGAAUGCUUCCGAUGUCCCCCUUACCCUAGCUGUCAGGUCGUCCAUAAUUUUACAUUCUCUAAUCCUGGAUAUCACCCCUGGGAACCCAGGGCCCUCUGGGGAGAGCCAAGCAGUUGCUAUUGCUCUACAUGCACUUAGAGUGAUCUUAUGUAUUAGUUUCUGCUCUCUCUUAGUCCACCCAUCCAGUGAUCUAUUUAACAAAUAUACCCACGGGUCCAUAUCCAGGGGCCUGUCAAAGAUCUGUCUCAGCAAGUCCUCCACCGACUUCCAGAAACUACAUACCUUCGGGCAAUCCCACCACAUAUGCAUGUACGUUCCUCGAGCUCUGCAACCCCUCCAGCAGUCAUCUGUGUCCAUUUUACGCAUUCUAAAGAGCUUGGGUUCUUGGGUUUCGGCUCCUGACCUGCAUGCGGGCCGUAAGAUCCGCGCUUUUCACGCUAAAUUUCCUCUCAAACCUGGUCCUGUCCGCCCGGUGGGCGUUCUUCAGGUGGGGGGUAAUGUCACAUAUUCAUCCGCUUAUAGAAAUGUGGUUAAUGACAUUUACUCUCCACACAGGAAAAGUUGUGCCGAGCAGCAACCUAAUCCACAGAAGGGUUAAUGCUGAGCAGCAAUUAUGCAAAUGAAACCUGGUAACUGACUUUGGGGUCAAAGGCCAGUUACAGCCUAUCAGAACUAAAGGAGGGGUAUUUAGGCCCAGUUCUCAGCCUGCUCAGUGCCCUGUCGUGGUUUCCCUUGUGGUUGUCCGAGAGCGCGUUCCUGUUUAUAGUUUUCUACCUGGUUUUUGACUUUGGCUUUGUUUAUUGACUUCUCUAUAUUCUGGUAUCCUGACUCCUGGCUUUCCUCAUCGCUGUGUCCCUUUCUGUGUUCCCUGACCUCGGCUAGUAUUUUUGACUAUUCUUUGUACGUUAAAUCCGGCCAUUCUAAGGACCGGUAAUACGUUACUUAUUUAUCAUCCGUGCUGUACAGUUCUACGUGCUGGAUCAAACAGUAAUCCUGACAAGAUGUCCUGGGUCUGCUGUUAGAUGAAUUCCUAAAUAUUUCAGGGAGUCUGUUUCCAUCCGAACUUGGUAGGUCUCCCGUAUUCGAUCUGUGUCUGCCACCUUCUUUCCAACUGGCAUAGCACCGGACUUAUGGAUAUUUGCUUUAUAUCCGGACAUCUCCCCAUAUUCCUUUAUUACGUCCUGCAGUGCCGCCAUCGACUCCAUCGGGUUCGUGAUAGUCAGGAGGACGUCAUCCGCAUAGGCCGAAUCCUUAAAUUCUCUGUCUCCGACUCUAACUCCCCUGAUAUUCAGGUGCCUUCGUAUUGCCUGUAGCAGGGGCUCUAAUGCCAGCACAAAGAGAAGGGGGGAAAGUGGGCACCCCUGUCUGGUUCUGUUUUAUAACCUAAAUGGCUUCAGCGGAGCUCCCGUUAUCCGUACCUGUGCCCGCACAUUAUGGUACAUUGCUUUUGUAAUUGUUACAUACUCCUCCGGGAAGCCCAAGUGUGUCAACAAUGCGAACAUGAAUUGCCACCGAACCCUGUCGAAGGCCUUUUCUGCAUCAAUCGAAAACACCAAUGUGGGCAUCCCGGUGACCACUUGUUUCCAAAUCAGGUCUAUAUUCCUCCUGGUAUUCUCAAACAAUUGCCUGCCUUGAAUAAAGCCGACCUGGUCAGCGUGUAUGAGUGAGUUUAACAACGGGUUCAACCUGUCCGCUUGCAUCCUUGCUAGGAUCUUCAUGUCGUGGUUGAUUAACGAUAUGGGCCUAUAAUUUUCGGGCUGAAGCGGAUCUUUUCCUGGUUUGGGCAGUAACACAAUGGUAGCUAGGGCAUGUCAGGGUCCAGGUGUCUUCCCUGUCUCAGGUUGUCAAAGAGCCUCACCAGUUGAGGCGUGAGCUCCUCCCUGAAGGACGUGCCGCCGAAGCCAUCUGGUCCUGGUGCUCUAUUGCCUUUCAGACCUGAUAUAGCUCUAUCCACUUCGUCCUUUGUGAUUUCCGUUGCCAGGCCACUUACUGCUUCUCUAUUCAAUCUGGUCAUCCUCAGGGCAUCUAAGUAUUUGAGAAUGUGCUCCUUCUCUUGCCCAUCCUAGGAGUUCUCAUCCGGUGUGUGAUUAGUAUAAAGACUUCAGCAACGUCCAUUGGCAUUGAUUUUACCGUACCUCUGGGUGCCUAAUGGCUGUGACAUGUGCCCAUUCCUGUCUGGGUCUAAGCGACCUGGCCAGUAGAGUGUCCAUCUUGUUGGCCUUUUCAUAAUAUGCCCAUUUUGACCAGACUAUGGACCUGGCCGUAUCGUCCAGUAGUAAUGUACGGAUAUUUCUACUCACUGCAUCCAGCUGCCUGUAGAUCUCCUCAGCUGAGGUCAUGUGGUGUUUCUGCUCAAGGGUCCUAAGCUGUCCCAGUAGGGUCUCCAACUUUUGAUGUUUCAUUUUCUUCUUUCUAGUAGCCAACUUGAUGAGGGCCCCCCUCACCACCGCCUUAUGCGCCGCCCAUACCGUGCUAGCACUCACUUCCAGGGUGUUAUUCAUGUUGAAGUAUUUUGAUAUCUCCCUCCGGAUCUGCUCUGUUAACUCCGGGUCCUGCACCAAGGACGUGUUCAGUCUCCACGUCCAUGGGGAAGCUACACACAGGUUGCCCAGUCUGAUAGAUACAUCAGCAUGGUCUGACCAUAAUAUAUUACCUACUGUUGACCCCACUAUUCGAGACAUACCUGUCGCGUUUCCGAAGAAUAGGUCUAUUCUUGAGUAUGUUUCACGAGGGACAGAGUAAAAGUAAUAAUCUUUAUCUCCCGGGUGGUGCGCUCACAACACAUCCACCAUACCUGUGUCUGCUAUGAAUUCUCUGAGCAGCCGGUCCUAACCUCCCCUCCCAUGGGACCUUGGAGCUCCUUCUCGUGUGCUCCUGUCUACAGCUGGGCACGGGACCGCAUUAAAAUCACCCCCCAUGAGGAUCAUGCCUUGUGGCAACACUAAACCGGGAUCAGGUUGGUUCGGCGCGUAGAUAUUUAUCAGAUGGAUGGUGUGUGAAUGCAAGGUGCUCGUAAUUAUAAUGAAGCGGCCCUCUGGAUCAGCCUCAUGAGUGACCAUCUGGAAGGGGCAGCUGUGUCGUAUAAGAAUAGCCACACCGUUUCGUUUGCGAUAAGACCUAGCUUCAUAUGAUCCCACAUAUGUAUGGUUUCGCAAUCUGAAGCUGGCCUGUUUAGGCAGGUGGGUCUCCUGAACGCACACUAUGUACGAUUUCAUCCUCUUUAGUUCUCUAAACAUAAGACAACACUUCCUUGGGGCAUUGAGGCCCUUAAUGUUCAAUGAGGUGAUCUUGACCUCCAUUGUAUUCUAUGUUCCUCUAUGGUCUUGUCACCGUAUCUUUUACCCUCUUGCACCUUGCUAUUGAGCACGGGCUUCCCCCCCUGAGGACCACUCCCCUGAAACCUCCCCCCCGUUGCAACCCAGAAAACAAGCCAUCGGUAAAUAGCCCUUUAGCCUGAGGUUGUGGAAUCAUUUGUAGUUGAAGCAUUUAACAUAGCUCCCCCAUCCCAGGGUUUCCAUCUGCAAAUAUUCAUCUGGUCUGAUGUCCAAGCCAUUUGCAUAGUAUAUGUUACAAUCUAUGUACAAAAACUAUACUUCUCCCCCUUUAAGCAUGUUAACACAUUUUAACACUAGAAUAGAGUACAACUAUGUAUGGACUCAGUACUUGUUAGAUUCUUGUGGCCCACCUUUUCAUUUUCCUUUAUGAUUCUCAUGUAUUUUCAUUGUAAGAAAUUCCCCCCUUUUUUGGGGGGAGGGGGGAGGGAUUUUGUUUUUAUUCAUAGGUAUAAAGUGUAGUAUAUAUAGAGCGAUAUGAAAUUACUGGGGGGGUGGCUCCUGUUUUCCGUGCUAACUGCACAACAUCCCUAUAACAGUAGGCAGGCCUCUUUUAUAUGAAAACCCCCCUUAAGCGGGCAUCACGAUCGGGCGUCUUGCAUUCUGAUCAUAAUCAUUUCAAUUAGUAAAAACAGUUGCAUACGUAUAUAGUACAUUCCGCCUUCAACAAGGUUACCUCCCCCCACUUGUGUCUAUAUAAACAAGAUAAUGUUAAAGCAGUGCGGGGAAAAACUGUAACUAAUUUAGCUUUUUGUGUGUAAAUCUUUUUGAUUUCUUGCAAUUUCUCCUGCAUAGUGGGGUUUUUGUUUUUUAAUUAUUAUUAUAUUUUUUGGGGGGGGCGGGGGGGUUGUUUGUAUUCUUACGUAUAAAGUAUAGUAUAUAAAGAGUAAUACUAAAUUAAAUUAUUGGGGGGCGCUCCUGUUUUCAUGCAAACUGCACGACAUCCCCUUAGCAGUAGGCAGGCCUCUUUUGUAUUACAACCCCCCUUAGACGUGCACCCCUAUCUGCCGUCAAGCAUUCUGAUCACGGGCCGUUCGGUUAGUAAAAACAGUUGCAUACAUAUAUAGUACAUUCCGCCUUCGAUAAGGUUACCUCCCCCCCCAGUGACCCCAUAACCAGGGUAAUGUCAUAACUGUGUUGAAAAAAACCUGUAACAGAAUUUGCUUUUGUGUGUAAAUCUUUUCAAUUGUUACAAUUUCCAUAUAUGGCAGGUUUUUUUUUUUUGUGGUUUAAAAUGUUUUACAACUGUAUGUACAGAUAUAUGUCCAAUAAAUUAUACAGGGGAUCAGUGAUGAAUAUACAUAUAGUGACCUCCGCCUCACCUGUGCCCCAAAGUCCCAGGGCGACCACCGCUCCGCUUCAAAUUCCAGAGGAUGAGAUGCCCCCCCGAAUCUAAGUAGGCUGCUAAGGACCCAACGUAGGGGUAGAACAGCCCAAAAGGGAAGAAUGACUAACAAUCGAGGCCCAGUCCCAAAAUCAUGCCAUCCCGUGCAGCCCUGUAGUCCCCGAGAAGGUGCCAUACAAUAGAACUGUCCCCCGAGGCCACACUGGCAGGUGUACAAGAUCCAAUGCCCCCGUUCCCCAACCAAAACCGUAACUCUGGCACCAGAACCAGUGGGGCACCCAUCGACCCACCAGAACACCAGAUUAAGGCAGCCUCCCGUCAUGAAAAAAAACCUCUCCCAAACAUGGAAAACAUCAGACUCAUGGAAGACCCCUUACCCCGUCAUCCACCCGCAACUUGAGAUCUCGUUCACCCACACCCAAAUCAAGGCCUUUUUACCAUGGCAAAAACAUACGAUACCCUCUGUAGCUAGCGAUGACCCCUCACUCCUGCCUCCUGCCACUCGGUCUGCAUCAGGGGUAGGUCCUCCGGUACAUCGCCAUGUUAGGAAUGUUGGGGGCGGUUGGACACCGAGACCCCGGAACAAGUGCUGUGGAUCACCUCCCAGCGCCAGAAUGUGUGCCCGGUCUCCCUGGAACACCAUCAAUUUGAAGGGGAAUCCCCAGGCAUACUUGAGGCCUGCUCCUCGUAGAGCCUCUGUUAUGUGUCGCCAAUCCCUCCUCCGCUGGAGCGUGGAAGGAGCCAGAUCCUGGUAGAGGGAGAUCUGAGUCCCAGCGUACCCUUCUUUAUCAGCGCUUCCUUGGUUCUGUAGUGGAGGAAACAAAUUAUCAUGUCCUUGGGGCAUUCGCGUCAGCUCUCUGGGCACGCAGAGAGAGCCCUGUGUGCCCUCUCCAUGUGCCAUUGUUCCUCUAAGAGAUUUGGAAGGAGAGGCUUCAGGAUGGUAAAUAGGAGCCCUUGUAAGUCCUCACCAUUCCCCUCCGGCAGGCCCCUCUAGCAGAGAUUGUUCCGACGCGACCGGUUCGCCAUAUCUUCAACAGCCAGGUCAGUCUUCACCAUGUGCGCUGUUAGGUGAUACGCCCGGCAGCCACCGCAUUGUGGGCCUGUGUGGUCGCCUCAAUGCGUUCCUCUAACUUCGCGGUCCGCUCCCCCAGGGCGCCUUUGUCGGCCUGCAGAACCACUGUUGAUUUGGCUAUUUCCCCUGCGAGGUAAGCUCAGACCUCCGCGAGUUUUGCCAACACCUUUUCCUGUUCGGCGGAGGAGGCCUCCCUGUCUGCACGAGGCGAUGCCUGCGGGGACCCUCCGUCACCAUCUUGGCUCCCCAACCGGCCAUGCUUCUGCGCCGUGAGGAAGUCGAGGACUGUACACCCAGGCUCUGGGCCUUUCUCUGCCUGCUUCUUAGGGAGUCUCUUCUCCAUGACGGGGAGCAAGGUACGGAAAGAUGCUUUAGAAUAGGUCGAUUUGAUAGCUUUUCGGCGCGUUUAGAGUGGAGCUCUAGUGAGACACAUCCAGUCUUCUCGACGUUCAGACCACCACUAACCUAGAUUUCAGUAAGGCUUUUGACACUGUUGCACAUAGAAGCAGGGACGUACCUAGAGCAUUUGGCACCCGGGGCGGAUCCUGUGCUUGGCACCCCCCUCCCCCCCAAAAAAAAAAAACUAUAAAAAAUGUUAAAGGUUUUCUUUCUUUUUUUUUUACAAUUUGUAAACUUUGCAAACCCUGUCCUGCCCUACGCCCCUGCCUACAAAUCCUGUCUGCCCCUCUACAAAACCCCCGCAACCCCCUUCCACAAAUCCCCUGCUUAUCCCCCCUUACAAAGACUCCUGUCCCAAUGCAAACCCCCCGCCCCCUUCUACAAAAUCCCUGCAGCCCCACACACACAUUUACAGGCAGACAGUCACACACUCAGUUACAGACAGACAGUCACACGCUCAGUUACAGGCAGACAGUCACACACAGUCACAGGCAGACAGUCACACACAGUCACAGGCAGACGGUCAACACAUACAUGGAGACACUGUCGGCCCCAGCUCCGCACCUUCCCUCCGGCUGGGGCCGGUGCAAGGAUUUUUGCGCCCUAGGCAAAGUAAAAUUUGCCGCCCCCCAUGUGACAUCACAAUGCCCCACCCAUGUGAUUUGCCAUGUUAACUAACGCCAGUGCUGCAGUGCCGCCGUGUUUACAUUAAAGGCCUGCAGGGACAGGCUAUAGACACCAGAACCACUACAUUAAGCUGAAGUGGUUCUGGGGACUAUAGUGUUUCUUUAAUGUGAGGUAAAUUAGAGCUUAGUGCCGCGAAUAAUAUACUAGAUUGCCUACUUACAACCAGAUGAGGAUGAUGAUGGGCUCUAGCUGCAGUCUGGCUCCACUGGUCUGGUGCAGAACAGGCUCUCUGGAGGCGGUUUGUAACUGUGGUCACAAAAAAUCAAUGUUCUGGGAGAACGGGAAGCAGCUCCAUUUUUUGGGGGUCCUUUACACAGCUCAAGGUCUGGGUCCCAGGGUCCACCUUCAUGUUCCACCAAUGAGUUUGUUCACAGGGGGUGGAGUGUGUAGGGGAUGUCCUGAUAUGUGUGUAGGGAAUGCAUUGUGUGAAUCUGAGUUUGUAUGUGUAAGGGCUGCAAGGUGUGUUUCUGUGAAUGUACAGGAUGCAGUGUGUGCGUGUGUAAGGGGUGCAUUGAGUGUGUGUAAUGAAUGCAUUGUGUGUUUGUGUGUGUGUAGGGAUGCAUUGUGUGCAUUGCUUGUGUAUGUGUGUCUGUGUGUGUAAUGCAUUGUGUGUUUUCUGUGUGCAAGGGUGCAUUGUGUGUAUGUGAUGAAUGUCAAUCUCUCCUCCAUCCCAAUUUCCUUCUCCUCCUCCCAAUUUCUCUCUCACCCCCCCCUCCUAAUUUCUCUUUCCCCCCUCCUAAUAUCUCUUCCCCCCUCCUAAUUUCAAUUUCUCUUUCCCCCCUCCUAAUAUCUCUCCCUCCCUCCUAAUAUCUCUCCCUCCCUCCUAAUUUCUCUUCCCCCUCCUAAUUUCUCUCUCACCCCCUCUCUCCUUUCUCACCCCCCUCCUUUCUCUUUCUCUCCCCCCCUCCUUUCUCUUCUCACCCCCCCUUUCUCCUUCUCACCCCCCUUUCUCCUCUUUCUCACCCUCCCUUCUCACCCUCCCUUUCUCCUCUUUCUCACCCCCUCUCUCUCUCACCCCCUCUCUCCUUUCUCACCCCCCUCCUUUCUCUUUCUCUCCCCCCCUCCUUUCUCUUCUCACCCCCCCUUUCUCCUUCUCACCCCCCUUUCUCCUCUUUCUCACCCUCCCUUCUCACCCUCCCUUUCUCCUCUUUCUCACCCCCUCUUUCUCCUUUUUCACCCCCUCCUCUCUUUCUCACCCCCCUCCUCCUCUCUUUCUCCCCCUCCUUUCUCUUUCUCACCCCCCUCCUUUCUCUCCCUCCCUUCUCACACCCCCGUUUCUCCUCUUUCACCCCCUCCUUUCUCUCCCCCCUUUCUCUUUCUCACCCCGUUUUUCUCCUCUUUCACCCCGUUUCUCCUCUUUCUCACCCCCCUUUCUUUCUCACCUCACCCCCCUCCUUUCUCUUUCUCCCCCCUACCUCCCUGUAGCGUGGCCGAGCCCUGUAUAGUCCGCGGGUACAGGGAGCAUCUGUUUCCUGUACCCGGCCAGACUAACAGGAAGUGAACACUGAGUGUGCACCUGUUUCCUGUUAGUCUGGCCGGGUACAGGAGACAGCUGCAUAGAAGGCUUAUCAAUAAACUGCAAUCUUUAAGUUCGGAUUUCAGUAUUGUAGAAUGGGUAAGGCAGUGGCUGAGUAACAAGCAACAGAGAGUUGUAGUCAAUGGAGUAUAUUCAAAGCAUGGUCUUGUCACCAGUGGGGUACCAAAGGGAUCUGUACUCGGACCCAUUCUCUUUAAUAUUUUUAUUAGUGAUAUUGGUCUUGAUGGUAAGGUAUGUUUUUUUGCUGAUGAUACUAAGAUAUCUAACAGGGUUGAUGUUCCAGGAGACAAAAGCCAAGUGGCAAAUAAUUUAGGUAAACUAGAAAAAUGGUCAGAGUUGUGGAAACUGACAUUUAAAGGGGAUAAGUGCAAGAUAAUGCAUUUUGGACGUAAAAACCCAAAGGCAGAGUACACAAUAUUUUAUAUAGUCCUAACCUCAACAUCUGAGUAAAGGGAUUUAGGGCUAAUUAUUUCAGAUGACUUAAAGAAAUGUAAUAAAGCAGCAGGAAAUGCUAGCAGAACACUUGGAUGUAUAGGGAGAGUUAUUAGCAGUAGAAAGUGUGCUCAUGCCAUUAUACAGAACACUGGUAAGACCUCACUUGGAGUAUUCUAUGCAGUACUGGCAGUGGUGUAUUUUGAAAUGGUGCUGCCCUAGGCAUAACAGAUCUCGGGCACCCCCUAAUUUAAAAGUACCUGCCACUUUCUGCCAAGGCCACACCUCUUCCUGUUUGCUUACACACAUUUUGACUGACAGACACACUCACGGACCAGCACACACUCUCAGAUACACUGACAUACACAUACACUCACUGAUUUGACACAAUCUGACACACAUACAAUCAUUUAGACACACACUGACAGACGCAUACACUCACUGACAGACACGCACAAUCACUCAGACACACACUCACAGACACUCACUGACAGACCGACACACACACAUUCACUGAAACUCACACACUUACUGACAGACACACACACUCACUGACAGACACACACUCACUCACACUCACUCAAAUUCAAUGACACACUCUCACUCACAUUCACUGACACACACACACUCACUCACAUUCACUGACACACACACUCACUCACUUCCUCACAUUCACUGACACACACAGUCACAUUCACUGAUACACACACAAUCACAUUCAUUGACAAACACACACAUUUUCCCACAACACUCACAAUUAUUAUUUAAAUUUUUUUAAAUUUAAAUCCACCCAGCCUCCUUACUAUUUUUAUCUGGGGUCCAGUGGGGCUGCUGGGCAGGAAGGUGGCUGGACAUGCAGGUGGGCGGGCGCUCUAAGUUUUCAGCGAGGGAGCUGUUACCUCUCUGCUCAGCUCCCUCGCACAUUGCAGAGUGAUGCCAGGAGCCGGAAUGACGUCAUAUUCCUAAGCUGAGCAGAGAGAGCUCAGGGGAAAAUGCUCACAUUCCGCCCGCCCAGGAAACAACUGGCCGCCUGCCCCGGGGGAGCCCAAAGAUGGCCAGCUGGCCAGCUCUUGGGCCCCCAUAAAACGAGGCAAACAAGGCAUUAGUCUGGACAUUUGGGGGCAGCGUUUUUUCCCGCCCCCUGGAAAUUGUACUGGAGAUCGUAUCUCCAAAAGGAUAUUGCUACUUUAGAGAGAGUUCAGAGAAGGGAUACUAAACUGGUGCUUCAAUAGAAGCCAAUUAAAAAAAGUGUAACAAAAUUAUUUACCUUGAUUAUUAAAGUUAUAAGCACUUCAAGAUUUCAUUUUUUGAUACAUUUUUAAAGAAUUGUUUUUUAUUGAAGCACUACAUUAAGUUUAGAUUUUUUUAUUUUUAAAUUUAUUGGCAUUAUAAUAAUGUUCACAAAAUAAUUAUCACGCAUCAUAUAGUCAGAGGAUACACAUCAUACCAGCAUUUGUCAACACUUGUUAAUAACAACAACAAGAGCAAAAGUAAAGUUACAUCAUAUUUUAGAGGUCACCUAAAUGUGAGUCAACAGAUACUCAAUAACAGGUUGGUAACCUAUUCAUAGGCAGUGAGAUAAAGGUUGUAGAGAGGAAUAAAGUAGUGCAUGGUGCUUCAAAACCUGGUGGAAGGUAGGAAUCGACCGAUUAUCGGUCUAGCAGAUCUUAUCGGCCGAUAUUGUGAAUUUUCAGCAAUAUCGAUAUUGGCCUAUAAAGAUACCAAUAUUGCCAAUAAUGAAGACAGGGCAAUGAGGGCGGGGCUUAGCAUGCUGCUGGGCAGAGGUUGGCAUGUGGCUGGGCAGAGUUUAGCGCGGCGGGGCUAAAUGUGGCCCGAACUGGUAAGUGUGGGGUAAACUAGAAGGAGUCUGUGCUCCCCAUCUAUCUACCCCAGUGCCCCUACUAACCCAUCUACCCCAGUGCCCUUACAACCCCAUCUACCCUAGUGCCCUUUCAAUCCAUCUACACCAGUGCCCCUACUACCCCAGUGCCCUUACAAGCCCAUCUUCCCUACUGCCCUUACAACCCCAUCUACCCUACUGCCCUUACAACCCCAUCUAACCCAGUGCCCCUACUACUCCAUCUACCCCAGUGCCCCUGCUCCCCAGCUACCACAGUGCCCGGGUCCCCAGCUACCACAGUGCCCCUCCUCCCACAUACACUGCAUCCACACUGCAUCCACUACACAAACACACACACUAUUUUAAGGAUAUCAAAUUAGGGAGCUAUUUAAUAAACAACUCCCAAAAUUGGUAUCCUUUAGAGUAAUGGUAUUUGUACUUUGCUUCAUUUCUGAAAUUUUUUUAAAUUCUGUUUUGUUCCAUUUUGAUAAAUUCACUAAUAGGAAUGAAACAAACCAAAAUACAUUUUUUGGCUGUGCACAUGUCUACUAUAUAUGUACAAGAUGAGGGGUAGAGGUUGAACUUAUUAGCAUUUAUAUUGUAUUUUUCCUUUUUUUUAAAUUUUUUUUUAACUAAUGUGCAUACUAAAUUUUGUUUUAAAUAUUUUUAUUGUCAUCACAAUGUAGAUGCAGAUAUGAAACUUAGUAUUGUUGUAGCAAAUAGUCGCCUACGCAAAGGCGUGUAUAUCAGAACAUGUAAAUAAAAGCAGAUGGUCGCCUACGCGGAGGCGUGUAUAUCGGAGCAUAUAAACAUUAUAGUGGAAAAAUUCAAAUAUUAGUCGAAGUUAUUGAGCAGUGAUGUAUAUUAGGUGUACAAAGACUUUGCCAAAUGUAAUCCAUCAAAGGCAUAAAACAAGCGUGAUAAUGCAGCGUUUACGCGUUGUAUUCAGGUUUUUACGACUAUUUUAACGGCCGUUAAUGGCAGGUAUCUGGCCAGUUGCUCUGUCUAUGUUUCAAAUGCAUUUUUUAAAGCAUGGUCAAGUACAGUGUUUGGCAGUCUGCGUGCGGCAGCAAUAAGGUUAUGAGCCAGAUUGUAGCUGGUGUAUAUGCACUGUUCCUUGAGCUAAAUUGUACCAGGUCCAACCAGAAUAGGGCAAUUAACGGUUUAGGUCUAUUCUUAAUUUCACAGUUCUGCUCAUAGAGUAGUCACUUAACGGUAAGCCUGUAUAAAUUGGUCACGUGGGAUUAAAUUGCGGUAUAUGGUAGCGAAGCCAGAUUAAAUGGGCGGAUAUCCGUUCUGUAGGGCCCCUAUAAAACCUAUAUUUGGGUCCUAAUGCUACGUUAAGUAUAUAUGGCUGAUACAAUAUAUCAAUCGGGCAUCAUGUGGCAGGGGUAGGUCAUAGUUAUUAGCCUUAUAGCAGCGCCUAGGGAAUUAUGAGAGAGGCGUGCGAUAAAAAUGGGUGCAUAAAUAAUAAUAAUAAAAAUAAAUUAACCCCAUCUGUGCGGCAUUACUAUAGCAUCUAAAUUAAAAGCUCUGUAUAUAUUUAACUGAAGGGAAAGAGUAAGGUAGCGUAAGCACAACUGAAACAAUUGUCCUCUUAUAGGAACUUCUGUCACUUUGUUGGGGGGGGGGAGGCGUUACAAUGCCCGGCAUGAAGAGGCCGUGCGGCGUGGAAUCAACAGUUUUCGGACGGCAUCAUUACCCGUCUCCCUCGGGUACAGCUCUUGUGUAGGAUUACCUUGGGUAUGUAUAUGUGCGGUGGGCAGGUUGUGCACAUCUGAGUCCCCCCCCGGCUCUCCCAACCCGGCACACCCUCCUUUUCCCCCCCAAGGCAGGCCCCUGUGUCUGCAUAGAGCUCCCCUGCGCUGUGGGCACUCAGAGACGUUGGCAGUCCAGCGGUUCCCUCCCCCCAGUAAGUCCACAGGGCACCUGUCUCCUGCACCUCCCCAGUCCCAGUGGAACCCCAGCCCGCUCAUACCUCACCCGCCUUCGGUCUCAUACUUGGUGCCGGCGCGUCGCCCCAGCCAUCUCAGCCACACAAGACAUCAUAGAAUUGGGGGCAUAUUCUCCAGGACCACCACCAAAUCCAAAGAUCAAGGCCAGCUCCAUGUCAACUGGUCCGCCGCCUGGUCCAGCCGCGGGAUCCACCACCCGGGGGCCGAGGCGUCCCAGCGUGGGUUUUCACCUCUGGUAUGUAUAGCGCACCUUGUUGCUGCGCAGGCGUGAGUCGUCCGUCGGCCAUCUUGGUCCCGAGUGUGUUAGGGCCUCACACCAGGUGGGCCUCAACCCCAGCCUCCGAAGUCUGGACUCCCAGGCCGGAAUCACCCCCACCGGUCAGAAGGGGGGGAGCGGGAUCAGUGCCUGUUGUGGGCCUCGUGCACUCAUCUAGUCGAGGGCCGCAUGGAUUCGCCGUGCUCGUUUCAAGCUGUUAGCGGGGCAAGAGCCCUAGUACAACGCUCCUGGUUAUGCCCCCCUCGGUUCUUGGCUUGUUCCCGGUUUCUGGCGGGUUCUUAGGUUUUUUAUUUGGGGUUUUGAGUGGUGUAUAGCCGGAGCUGGCUUAGUUUGCUGCCACUUCGCUCGGCGGCCCGGCCCUGCCCCACCCCCCAUUUUGUAGUAACAUUCUCUACAACCUGCAUGCUAGUAAUUAAAAUGCUUAUGAUCUCCCCUUAAAGGACCACUAUAGUACCAGGAAAACAUACUCGUUAUCCUGGCACUAUAGUGCGCUGAGGGUGCCCCCACCCUCAGGGUCCCCCUCCCGCCCGGCUCUGGAAAGGGGAAAGAGGUUAAAUCUUACCUUUUUCCAGCGCUGGGCGGGGAGCUCUCCUGUUCCGAUCCUCCUCCUCUCCGCCCAUUCAGCUGAAUGCGCACGUGCGGCAAGAGCUGCGCGCGCAUUCAGCCGGUUGCAUAGGAAAGCAUUUACAAUGCUUUCCUAUGGACGCUUGCGUGCUCUCACUGUGAUUUUUACAGUGAGAAUCACGCAAGCGCCUCUAGCAGCUGUCAAUGAGACAGCCGCUAGAGGCUUUGGAGGAAGGCUUAACCCAUUCAUAAACAUAGCAGUUUUUCUGAGACUGCUAUGUUUAUAAAAAAAUGGGUUAACCCUAGAUGGACCUGACACCCAGACCACUUAAUUAAGCUGAAGUGGUCUGGGUGCCUAGAGUGGUCCUUUAAGGAGAAAAUAUCAUAUACAUUAACAUGGAAACAAAGAAACAUAGGCAGAUAAGAACCAUUCGGCCCAUGUAAUCUGCCCAAUUUUCUAAAACUUUUUAUUAGUCCCUGACCUUAUCUUAUAGUUAGGAUAGCCUAAUGCCUAUCCCACGCAUGCUUAAACUCCUUUACUGUGUGAGAAACCGCCUUGGACCUCCAGUAAUCAUCUAAAGUCUACAGUGAUUAGAAUAAAAUUACACAGUGUUAUUCAAUAAUCCAUGAAUUUUAAUAUAAAUAUGGAAUUUUUACUAUGGGCAAAAUAACUGAAAUGGAAACAAAGCUGCCUUUAAUCAAUGUUUUCAGUUGAUCUAUUUUAAAAUAAAAUAAUAUGUUUCCUAGUGAAUUUAUGACAAUUCUGGAAUUAGUAAAAACCCUGAAAAAAAUGAAAUUCACCAACACUGUGCAAAUUGAUCCAUGCAAACGUCAGGACCUGGUGUGAUGUAAUUUACCGAUACACAAGGCUUCGACUGCAUAUGUUCCUAAAUAUAUUUCUCCGCUGAGUGAAGACCAGGGCAGGAGUGGAAGAGAGGGUUAGUGGAGCCACAGUGGAAAACUAAAUCAAUGUAGAGUAAAUGGGUUAACGGAGAUUCACAUCUUUUUUUGAAUGGAACUGGUAAAUAUUUGUCCAUUCAGACGGAUUGAUUAGUAUAAAAAUGUUAUAUCACAUGUCUAUAUCUUUCUUUUUCUUCACAGUAUUGUAGAUAAUGGAUUCCUGCACAAUUAUAUUCGGCAUAAUUGCCUUUCUCACAGCAACGUUGUACAUCACCUAUAAAAGAAACCGUGGCAUGACAAAGAUUUACAUGCAAGAGAUAUGGCAGACAAUCAAAAAUGUAUUCCUGUGUCAGUCAAAGGAACAGCGGGUUUUGGCGUUUGUGCAGAAGAAUGCUGUACGUGGGGACCCUCAGAGCGUUAUUGAUAACAUUGACAAAUACUGCAGCCAGAGGGAAUGGGCCAUGAACGUUGGAGAUCAAAAGGGUAAAAACUCAAACCAGUAAUAUGUUGAAAUUAACAGAACAUUUAUGAAAAGAGAGCCUAUGUUAACUGAUUCAUACAUAAAAAAAAAAAUCUUAAAUGUGCAGAAUAACAACAGAACAACAGAAUAACAAAGAAUGUAGGCACACAAUGUGUGCAAUUGGCAAAAACAUAAUUUACAAUUGAGUAUAAAAAAAAUGGAAAAUAUAAUUUCAUCUAACUUUUCAUGCACAUAUAUGCGUAUGUUUGUGGCCUGUGUGCAUAUAAAUAUAAAGGACUGUAAUGUUAGUACUUACAGUCUUCAUAAACCUGUUCACAUCUUUAGUUACAUUAUAGUCAACUUUCAGCCAUCCUCAGAGACUCAUCAGAACAACAGAAAUAAAUAAAUAUAUAUAUAUAUAUAUAUAUAUAUAUAUAUAUAGUAAGGGGAAAGUGACUUACCCACCUUAAAGGGACACUAUAGACACCAGAACCUAAAUGUGCUUAUAGACACCAGAAGGCUAAUGUGGUGGUUCUGGCGUCUAUAUCCUGUCUUUCAGGCUGAGCACUGUAAACACUACUUUGUUAGAGAAACAGCAGUGCUGCCUAUUAACACCUUUAUGUGCAAUCAAUCAGAUGGCUACUAGAGGUGGUUUCUUGUAAAGUACUGCACAGUGUGCAGCACCUAUGUUCAGCAUCUCCACGCUCUCCAUGGAGGUGCUGAAAGUUCCCCAUAUGAGGAAAUGCUUAUUGGUGCAGCACAGUGUUUUGCCGCCGCGCAUGUGAAAUAGCCUUCCACUGCUUCCUUUUGGGAAAACAUUGGAUUGGCUGAGAUCAUCAGAAGUUUCAACUUCUGAGACAGAGCCAACUGCAGCGAGAUAGGGGGGCCAGGGAGCUAAUCCUGCAUGCCAGCACCAUAGUGUCAGAAAGAAAUACAUGUUUGUAUUCGUGACUAUAGUGUUCCUUUAAAUUGAUUCAGGAUUGCCGCUCUGUGUGUUCAUACAGACUAACAUACUGUCUUCAGGAAGGGAAAUGGGACAUAGACACCAGGGUGGCAAUAUGAGGAGAUAGACACAAAGGGGAGAUGAACAAAUGGGGAAUAUGGUUAGACAGACACAAGUGAGGAGAUAUGGAAAGUGGUACAAGUUUCAGGGGGAAUUUUGGGAGUGGGACUCAAAUGGGGGAAGGGGAUAUAAGUUAAAAACACUUGUCACUUAAUACUUGAGACUGACUUGCCAACUAGAUUUCAUAAAAGUAAUGUGAUGUGGUUAUUUGUCAUAAUGUGUACAAAACCAGUUUUUGCCUAGAUAUCAUGCUAAACACAAUUAACUGAGUGUGUAAAAUGAUUUCAUUUCAGGCUUGAUCCUUGAUAAAAUAGUGAAGGAGACUAAUCCAUCCGUCCUGCUGGAGCUAGGCACGUACUGUGGGUAUUCAGCUGUGCGGAUAGGUCGGUUGUUAAAGCCUGGUGCCCGUUUCUAUACUUUGGAAAUUAAUCCAACCUUUGCUGCAAUAGCUAAGCAGAUAAUUGAAUUUGCUGGACUUAAGGACAAGGUACGUACAUGAUUUAAGAUAUGAACUUUUG
This is a messenger RNA of Pelobates cultripes (western spadefoot toad), 28405 nucleotides long. NCBI's taxonomy places the organism in Eukaryota, Metazoa, Chordata, Amphibia, Anura, Pelobatidae. The record is from the annotation of a GenBank genome assembly.